AUGUCCUCCGACGAAAUCCCUGAGGAUGUCCCUCAGCCCGUUGCGACUGAUCUCUACGAGAUCCUCGGCGUCCCAGAAGACGCAACUCAGGAUCAGAUCAAAUCUGCCUACAGAAAGCUCGCUCUUAAACAUCAUCCAGACAAGGCCCCCGCCGAAUCGAAGGAUGAAGCACACACCAAGUUUCAGCAGAUCGCCUUCGCCUACGCCAUCUUGUCGGACGAGCGCCGCCGCAAGCGCUUUGACCUGACCGGCAGCACUGCGGAAGCGGCCCUCGAGGACGAGGAUUUCGACUGGGUUGACUUCUACCGAGACCUCUAUUCCAACUCGGUGGACUCCGAUGCCAUCGAGAAGAUCAAACAGGACUACCAGGGUUCCGCGGAGGAGGAAAAGGAUGUUCUGGAGGCGUUUGACCAUCACCGAGGCGACAUGGACCGCGUUUACGAGUCGGUGAUGCUGAGCAAUGUGCUCGACGACGACGAGCGUAUCCGUGCGAUCAUCGACAAGGCCAUCGCCGAUGGCCAGGUGGAGGCCUACAAGAAGUACACGAAUGAGCCGGAGAAGAAACGGCAGAUGAGAGUCAAGCGGGCGCAGAAGGAGGCACAGGAAGCCGAGGCCCUGGCCAAGGAGCUCGAGGAGAAGAAGGAAAAGAAGACAGGGACCAAGGAUAAGGCGGGAAAGAAGAAGAAGAAGGGGUCGGAUCUGGCCGAUCUAGCUGCGGUCAUCAAACAGCGCCAGACGAACCGUAUGGAGUCCUUCCUCGAGCGCUUGGAGGCCGAGGCGAUGGAGCGCAACGCUGGCAGCGCCAAGGGCAAGAAACGGGCUGCCAAGUUCGAGGAGCCGCCGGAGGAAGCGUUUGCUGCGACUGCCGCUCGGCUUGCUUCGACGAAGAAGAAGAGAAAAGCGAAAGCUUGA
Molecule: messenger RNA, 912 nt
Organism: Aspergillus clavatus NRRL 1
Lineage: Eukaryota; Fungi; Ascomycota; Eurotiomycetes; Eurotiales; Aspergillaceae
Product: DnaJ domain protein
Exons: 2
Coding region: 1-912 (303 amino acids)
Cellular component (GO): nucleus; cytoplasm
Molecular function (GO): heat shock protein binding
Source: RefSeq, a predicted model, not a curated record